Molecule: messenger RNA, 936 nt
Organism: Arabidopsis lyrata subsp. lyrata
Lineage: Eukaryota; Viridiplantae; Streptophyta; Magnoliopsida; Brassicales; Brassicaceae
Exons: 1
Coding region: 414-806 (130 amino acids)
Source: RefSeq, a predicted model, not a curated record
CCAAAAAACUUCCCUCGAAUUCAUGAAGUGAGAAGCGGCCAUGUGUAAAUUCCAAAGGACAUGAGGUAUUACAAAAUUUUCUUAGGAAAAAUAAUCAUACAAAACUGUACUAGGUGCAGUGGUAAUUAAUCUCUAGCACUGUUUUUUUUAAUUAAUGUAACAAACAUAUCUCAUCUUAACGAAUAUACAAAAAAAAACUUCGAUUAACUAAAUAGAUAUUGAGGUUGUAAUUACUGCACUAAAUAAUGAAAAAAACUACACUUGAUGUCCCAUUCUAUAAAUAUGUCAAAAGUCACAAGAGACAAAAAGCAGAAGAGAAAGAGGUUGGAGAUAAAACCCAAAAGCAACAACUCUCCUUUUUUUCUUCCUAAAAAAGCAGAGCCAUCUUUUUUGUGGUUUGUUUGCAAGUGAAGAUGUUCAGAUCCAAGUCAUGCAGAGAAGAGAUCAGAAGUAGCAGCAUCACCCACAAGUACCAUUGCUUCAGUCAUGGAGGAAAAUCAGAAGCAGAAGCAGCACCAAGCCCAACAAACACAAACCAGCAGCCACCAGUGAUGAUGAGAUCAUACAGCACAUCAACUUACAAGAAUCCAACAAUUGUGAGAGACGAUUCCAACAGUAAAUCCAAGAGAAGCAAUAAGGUGAAGAAGAAAGGGUUCACGGGUUUGUGUGAGGCAGAGAUUCAGAGAAAGAAGAGAGUGGCUUCUUAUAAUGUGUAUGGUGUUGAAGGGAGAGUGAAGGGAUCUAUGAAGAAAAGCUUCAAAUGGUUCAAGGAGACUUGUUCAAAUGCUGUCUAUGGUUUGUGGUGAUCCAACCACAAAUCUUCUCAAUCUUCUUCUCUUGUUGCCGCAUUGCUCUGUCUGUUUUUUCAUUCUUGUUCCAAGUAUGAUGAUUGUUGUAAUAUCUUAAGCUACGAUAAAUAUAUUUUUGAGCCUUAAA